AAAUCCACGCGGUCAGUACCGAUUCGUUAAUACCUUCCCUCCCAUCCCAUGUUGCAAUCCAAUCUCCGUCCUGUUCCCUUGCUCCUGCCUCGCUCUCCUCCGUGGGGCCCUCGUUCCAUCCCCAAACUCCCUUUCGUCUCCUCUUGUCUCGUCCAGGACCAGGAGGAACCGGGCCGGGCGGUUGACCCUGGUCCCGAACCGCCGUCGUCGCCGCGGCGCGUGAGCACGCAGCUGAAUCGCUGGUCCCUGGCGCGUUCCAUCCGUUCCGGCCGCCGGAUCGAUUGGCCUUCCCUCCGGAAAAAGAUCGCUGGGCCGCCCUCGCCGGCACCCCCACCCUCGUCUCCGCCUUCCGAUGCGAGCGUCCGGCAAAUCGUGGCCGCGGAAGGGAUCGAGGAGGACGCGGGCGAGGAGGAUGGGUGCGAAGUGAUGGAGGGGAAGGCCAUCUACAUGGUUUCGGACGGAACAGGGUGGACGGCUGAGCAUUCUGUGAACGCGGCGCUGGGACAGUUCGAGCAUUGCCUCGUCGACCGCGGCUGCCCUGUCAACACUCACCUCUUCUCCGGGGUGGAAGAUAUGGAUAGACUGAUGGAGAUCAUAAAACAAGCUGCUAGAGAGGAUGCUUUAGUACUCUAUACUCUUGCUGAUCCUGCCAUGGCAGAAUCUGCAAAACAUGCUUGUAACCUUUGGGGUGUCCCAUCAGCUGACAUACUCAGCCCCACAACUGAGGCCAUCGCUACUCAUCUUGGUGUUGCUCCUUCUGGAAUCCCCCGAGGCGCUCCAGGCCGAACAGCUCCUCUAAGUGCAGAAUAUUUCAAGCGUAUUGAAGCUAUUGAUUUCACAAUCAAACAAGAUGAUGGAGCUAAGCCCCAGAACUUGAACCAUGCUCACAUUGUCCUCGUUGGCGUUUCCCGCACUGGGAAGACACCCUUGUCCAUCUAUCUGUCUCAAAAGGGGUAUAAGGUGGCAAAUGUUCCAAUAGUAAUGGGUGUGGACUUACCAAAAACACUUUUUGAGAUAGAUCAAGGGAAGAUCUUUGGAUUGACAAUUAACCCAGUUAUUCUGCAGGCCAUUAGAAAAGCAAGGGCUAAAAGCCUUGGUUUUAACAGUGAGAUGAGAAGCAAUUAUUCAGAAAUGGAUCAUGUGAGGGAGGAACUGGAAUAUGCCCGUAAAAUAUUUGCACAAAAUCCAGUAUGGCCAGUGAUUGAGGUUACCGGAAAAGCAAUUGAAGAAACUGCAGCUGUUAUAGUCAGGAUGUAUCAUGACAGGAAGCAAAAAUGCUCCAUGCCACGCAUUUCCAAACGGUACUAAGAAUGAAUCGGUAAAUAUCUGUAUAUAGUCCAACAGAAUAGUUCUCUAUAUUUUCUGUAUAUAUCAUAGUACCAAAUCUUGCUGAAAUGGGUUUGAUCCACCCAUUGUUGGUAGUUAGUGAUUAAUUUUGAAUGUUUAAUUGUAUAUGGAUUAUGGGGACAUCUAGAGAAUGGCAUAGUGCCCCAUUUAUCUCAAAUGUGUGUGAAAUACAUUGUUAAUAUUGGUUUGCGGUUCUUUCAGCAU
Molecule: messenger RNA, 1551 nt
Organism: Zingiber officinale
Lineage: Eukaryota; Viridiplantae; Streptophyta; Magnoliopsida; Zingiberales; Zingiberaceae
Product: probable pyruvate, phosphate dikinase regulatory protein, chloroplastic
Exons: 3
Coding region: 49-1308 (419 amino acids)
Molecular function (GO): ATP binding; transferase activity, transferring phosphorus-containing groups
Source: RefSeq, a predicted model, not a curated record